AUGAAGAGGCAACUCGAAUAUAUUGAUCAGAUGUUUGACAACAUUAUCGAAAACAGAAUCAAAGCUAACUCCAACAAAAUCGAUAGGGUGGUUGAAGAAGAUGGAAGCAAGGAUUUUCUGCGGAUCCUAUUAGAGCUUAAAGAUCAAAAAGACACUCCAGACGUCAUAGUCGCCGCAAAUGACACAACAUCGACAAUGGUGGAAUGGGUGAUGGCAGAGAUUUUGAAUAAUCCGGUUGUGAUGAGAAAAGUUCAAGAUGAAUUAACCGAGGUUUUUAGUAUAAACAAUAUUGUUGAAGAAUCCUAUUUGCACAAAUUGACAUAUUUGGAUGCAGUAAUCAAGGAGACAUUCAGAUUACACCCUCUACUUCCCCUCCUAAUCCAGAAAUCCCCAGAUGAAUCUUGCAAGGUGGGUGGCUACACAAUCCCGAAAGAUACAACCGUGCAUAUCAAUGUUUGGGCAAUCCACCACGAUCCUGACAACUGGACUAACCCAUUGGAGUUCAAACCAAAGAAGUUUUUGAACGGCAAAUGGGAUUACAAUGGAAAUAAUAUGAAGUUUUUUCCGUUUGGAACAGGAAGAGGAAUAUGUCCGGGAAUCCCCUUGGGUGACAAGAUGUUAACAUGUAUGUUAGCAUCUUUUUUGCAUUCUUUCGAGUGGAACUUUCCUAAAGAUGAAGAGUUUGAUGUUAAUGAUAAGUUUGGAUUUGUAACAAAGAAAAAGAAAUCAUUAGUGGCUAUACCCUCUCAAAGGUUAUCUGACAAAACACUUUACAUGGGAUGAAAAUUUGCUCUUAAUUCAAAGGUGACACUUGUUUAUGCGGCUUUCCAUUGUGGAAACUGUUGACUAUCUUAAAUUUUUGUUUAGAGCCAGUUGUUG
Molecule: messenger RNA, 879 nt
Organism: Helianthus annuus (common sunflower)
Lineage: Eukaryota; Viridiplantae; Streptophyta; Magnoliopsida; Asterales; Asteraceae
Product: cytochrome P450 71AU50-like
Exons: 2
Coding region: 1-783 (260 amino acids)
Molecular function (GO): monooxygenase activity; iron ion binding; oxidoreductase activity, acting on paired donors, with incorporation or reduction of molecular oxygen
Source: RefSeq, a predicted model, not a curated record